Arabidopsis lyrata subsp. lyrata is the source of this 1114-nucleotide messenger RNA. RefSeq lists its product as uncharacterized. NCBI's taxonomy places the organism in Eukaryota, Viridiplantae, Streptophyta, Magnoliopsida, Brassicales, Brassicaceae. The transcript has 2 exons. The coding region runs from base 102 to 773 and encodes 223 amino acids. The record is from RefSeq and is a predicted model, not a curated record.
UAAUCAAGAACAGUUUAAUUCUUUCCUUUUUAUUAUCAAGAACAGUUUAAUUCUUCUUCUUUUUAUAUCAAGAACAGUUUUUAAUUCUUGUCUUCUUGAUUAUGAUUCUAAGCAAGAGACCUCAUCUAAUGAUCCGUAAACUGUCUGAGAUGUUGGUUCCAAGAAGCAGAUCUGCUGCCAUUAAACCGGAGGAGUACACGGCGAGUCCGAGAAGUCCCUUGGAUUUGAACUUCCCCUCACCGGUUAACUCGAAGCGGUUCGGUUCUGGUGGUGUCGGUUUGGGUAUCGUUGCUGCGUUGGAGGAAACUAGCAACGGGAUUAACCGGCACGAUCCGGUUCGCUACUCCGGGAGGUUCCGGUGUCCCGAGAUUGAUCUGUCGGAUGAGGAGGAAUACACUUAUGUCACGAGCCCAAACGGACCGACUAAAGUGUAUUACAACGACGACGGGUUUAAAUUGUGUGAAAAUGAUUAUCGGAGAGUGCAUAAACCGAUGGUUAUCGCCGAUGAACCACCGGUUAUUAAAAGACAGAGUUUUGGGGAUCCGACUGAGUUUCUGAGUUCAUGUUGCUUGUGUAAGAAGAAACUUCAAGGCAAAGACAUAUACAUGUACAAAGGAGAGAUGGGAUUUUGUAGUGCUGAAUGCAGAUCAGUGCAAAUAAUGAAUGACGAACGAAAAGAGCAAUGUAAGACGCAAGUUUCAAGGAACGUCGACGUUUCGACCUCUCCUUGCGCCGCCGGACAGACGUUAUCUGCCGGGAUAUUCGUAUUUUAGGAUCAUCACAAUUCACAAUAAUUCGAAGAGAAGUAUAUUUAAAAAAAAAAAAAAAGUGAUCAUCAUUCCAUUUUACCUUAAUAGAAGAAAAAAAAUUAGAAAAGAACAAAAAAAAGUGAAAUUUUUGGUUAGGUUUAAAGCACAUUGUAUAGAAGUUUGCUUUUUGUUAACUUUUAAUACCGAGUAAUGUUUAUGGCUUUUCCUCGGAAUCACAUAAACCAAUAAAAAUGCUAUAAAUAAUUUUGUGGAACAAGUAUGUAUAUAUGCCAUUGCCAACUUCUCAAUUCAUGUAUGAUGUAUCCAAAAUAUUGAAUCAAAUGAAAAUGUAAGAUUGCGCAUGA